CGCCCACAUCAGUGAAUGUCCAAUUAAAAUGYUUCAGUGGGGGGCUUCAGUGCCGCUGUUGCAAUCGUUCUGUAUCAUCCACAUGGGAUGGAUCUCUUCGUUCUCCUAUUCGCAGUUUUGCUUAAAAUUGAAAGUGUCAAUUCUCAACUGCAUCCAGCACCAAUACUUUUCGAUCUUUAUGGCGARCAAAAGCURAUUCUUCAAAAUUCCUUAAGAGGACAAACAASUCAAGUCAAAAACAAAAUGGGAUGUUUUUCCGARUGCACUCGAAACUUAUGGUGUCGUGCGGGGAAUUUCAAGAUYGUUGCCGAAUCCAAUGGACUYCAUGUUUGUGAGAUACUCUCCUCAGAUCGCUUCACGAAGAUCAACAAAGUCGUAAAAGAUGAAAAGUUUGAGCAUUUUAACGUGAAGACUCCGUGCCAUAUCCUGAAGAAACCGUGUAUGAACGAUGGAAAGUGUGAAGCGACACUAGACACCCAUCACUGUAAAUGUUCACUGGGACUAAUUGGUGAACAAUGCCAAGACGGACUGUGGUCUCCAUGGAGUCAGUGGUCAAGUUGCCUACCUUCUCUUUGUGUACCAAAGCGAAUUAGAGAAUGCACUGCUCCCGUUCCUUAUGAAAACAGCUGCCAUGGACCAGCGGUAGAGACCAAUUCGACAUGCCCAGAACAUCCGACAGCUGCCAUAAGUAGCUGCAUUGCACCGUUGGGAAUGGAGGACGGGCGAAUAAAGGAUGCGCAGAUUACAUCAUCAUCAUACGCCGCAUCAAAUGAAGCCCACGCAGCAAGCUGCCAUGGACCAGCGGUAGAGACCAAUUCGACAUGCCCAGAACAUCCGACAGCUGCCAUAAGUAGUUGCAUUGCACCGUUGGGAAUGGAGGACGGGCGAAUAAAGGAUGCGCAGAUUACAUCAUCAUCAUACGCCGCAUCAAAUGAAGCCCACGCAGCAAGGAAUGGCCGACUUCGCAAGACCGACUCAGGAAAUCCWKUCARUUCUAUUGGUGGCUGGGCUGCAGGUGGAGAUCUAAUUGGCGAGUAUAUUCAAGUUGACCUUAAGAGUACCAAGGUCAUCUCCAUGGUAGCCACACAGGGUCGAUCUAACAAUAAUCCAAMGUGGGUCACUAAGUACACAAUAUCUUAUAGCGACGAUGCGCAGACGUGGCAAAACUAUUAUACCACAGAUUGUAUUAAGUGCACUCGAAACCUUUGGUGCCAAGCAGGAAAUUUUAAGACUGUUUCCGAGUCUAAUGGACUUCAUAUUUGUGAGAUACUUCCUUCGGAUCAAUUCACGAUGAAAAACAACUUGAUAGACUUUGAAAACUUUGAGCAUUUCAAUUUGAAGACUGUGUGYCACAUCAAGAACAGACCAUGUUUGAAUGAAGGAAAAUGCGAAGUAACAAACGAUAAUCACCGUUGUAAAUGUGGACAAGGACUUAUGGGAGAACAGUGUCAAGAAGGAAUCUGGUCACAAUGGAACCAGUGGUCCAAUUGUCUACCUUCUGUGUGUGUUCCAAAGCGAGUCAGAGAGUGCAGUGCUCCUGUUCCAUAUAACAACAGCUGUCGUGGACCAGCGGUAGAAACCAAUUCGACAUGCCCAGCACCAUUAGCUAUCGACAUAAAUGGAUGUAAGCAGCCAAUGGGGAUGGAGGAUGGAAGAAUAAAGGACGCACAGAUCACUGCCUCGUCGUAUGCCUUUUCUGACAGAAAUACUCAACACCAUCCAAAAUAUGGGCGACUUCACAAGAGAGAAUCGGCAACUCAUAUCGGGGCCUGGGCUUCAGGCGAUAAAAAGUAUGACGAGUACAUUCAAGUCGAUCUUGGAAGUGUCAAGGUCAUCACCAUGGUCGCCACACAGGGACGACCGGGCUGCUGCUUAUCUUGGCAGCGCCAGUGGGUUACUAAGUACGCAGUGUCUUACAGUGAUGAUGCGCAUGCGUGGAAAGACUAUUUGACGAGCGAUUGCAUCAAGGUAUUCCCAGGAAACACCAAUCAAGACACGGUAGUCACCAACAAGUUUGAAAAACCUUUUAAUGCACGGCAUUUCAGGUUGAUAGUUAAAGACUUUUAUGAUUGGCCAACACUCAGAAUGGAAUUAUAUGGCUGUGAUAGGCUUUAAGUAACAAUGCGCUUAAGAACUAGGGAACUCUCUAUUGUUCUGCGGCAUUGCAACUUUUCCACGUACGAAUGUCUUGAUUUUCACAAUGAUUAUWUAUCAACCUAUGGGUAACACAUUUUUGAAAUAAAAUGUUGAAAAACUCUAUUUUGAAACAAACUUUCUUUUGUGUUAAAAGCUCUGAUCCAAUCAUCAUAAGCACUCAAAACAAUAGCCAAAAGAUGAUUCUAAUUUGCUAUGUUCCCCACGUAGAAUUGCAUUAAUAUUGAAGCUAAAGAAAGCUUUCAUGAAAGUGAAAACAGACAUCAAAUAGAAUAUUAGAAACUGCGCUAACUUGUGAAAUUAUAGCAGAUUUUCAUGUUYUAACCAAUGGGAUGDAUGGAUUAUACAAUGCACAAUUAGCACCUUCUUGCAUUCCUUUGCCGUUUGCUUCCCUAUAGUUCUUACUCGGGGCAUUCCUUAACAAAAAGAACACUUCUACAGUAGCAAGGUAGUUUUAUGUAGUAUAUAUAGUUUGUGCUUUAGAUAGUGAAAUAGAUUCUAGGCUAAGAGACACCAUAGUUUGUAGAAGGGGAWAURGUUAGGAAGCCGGCCUGUUUUUGUAGUUUUUUUUUAAGCAUGAACUUUCACAAGUUUUGUUUAACUAUUGUUUUAGUCACUGACUGGUGACAUCUGAAUGAACAGAGCUAGAAUAAUUCUUUUGACUAUUUCUUCAAAAACAAAACAACAAAAAAUUGAAAUAUUUCAUUUUAUAAACUCAUCAAGUGUUUAUGUUCAAUUAKAUUGCAACUUCUAUUGUCCAUUAGAGAAAAAAUGCACAUACAAAAUAUGUACAAAAGAAGUACAACAAAAGGUUUCCAAACCAUUCCCCUCUAUUGUUGAACAUUCAAUAUAUUGCAGGGUCCGAUCCAGCUUGUGAGCGCAGGGAGUGCCUGUCUUCUUCAAUGAAUUUUUGUGGGGUGCACCCCCUACUGAGUGCCCCGCACCCCCUGGUGAAGAUCCUGGAUCCGCCCCUGUAUUGUGCUAUUUAACACUAUCUUUAGAAUGCUUUAUUUUCUUCCCUUUAAAAGCAUUCAAUAGACAGCUCUAUUUAUAAAAUAACGUUCAUAUUACGCGCGCUCUGAUUGGCCAAAAAGCCGUGUUUGAUGAGAGCAUAAUUUACACGCUCGCGUCAAUUUUUUUCUCGGCUUUUUUUUUUCUCAUGAAUAUUUGAGCGCUUGUUAUUUUAUAAAAGCAAUAAAAAACAGU
This is a messenger RNA of Exaiptasia diaphana, 3360 nucleotides long. RefSeq lists its product as uncharacterized. Bases 88 to 2115 code for a protein of 675 amino acids. The record is from RefSeq and is a predicted model, not a curated record. The transcript has 13 exons. NCBI's taxonomy places the organism in Eukaryota, Metazoa, Cnidaria, Anthozoa, Actiniaria, Aiptasiidae.